This is a messenger RNA of Harmonia axyridis, 738 nucleotides long. RefSeq lists its product as uncharacterized. Gene Ontology annotation, cellular component: plasma membrane. The transcript is spliced from 5 exons. Gene Ontology annotation, biological process: sensory perception of smell; detection of chemical stimulus involved in sensory perception of smell. Lineage: Eukaryota; Metazoa; Arthropoda; Insecta; Coleoptera; Coccinellidae. Gene Ontology annotation, molecular function: olfactory receptor activity; odorant binding. The record is from RefSeq and is a predicted model, not a curated record. Bases 168 to 554 code for a protein of 128 amino acids.
ACAGAUCUGAUCGAGUUGAAAAUUUGCGGGUAGAUAUAAAAUAACAGUUUCAAGAUUUGUGAGAAAUUUGGUGUUGAUCGCGUAGUCAGAACCAUGAAAAAUUCAAGCGGAAUAUCAAAAAGCCAAUCUGAUUCUUCAUUGGUAACAGAUCCUGCUUGGUGAAAUUGAUGAAUAACAGCAUGGGAUGGUGCUAUAUAUGCCAAUAUUCCUUGAUUUCAGGAAUUAUUGCUUUGAUAGAGUACGAAAUGAUUGUGUCAUCAAAUGUCACCUAUUUUUUCCAACUAUCCAUUUGGCUUGUGGGUGAGUUCAUGGUAUGUUUUUCAGGUCAAAGUCUGGAAAAUGAGAGAGAGGCAAUGGCAAUAAAUUUAUACAUGACACCUUGGCACAGAUUACCUAUACAAUUAAGAAGUACAUUUUGUAUUUUUCUCGCGAAAAUGCAGAUGCCCUUACAUUUAGAAGCCAAACCAGUACUUCAUUUGAACUACGAUUUUCUGAUGAAGGUUCUGAAAGCAUCCUAUACAUUACUCAUGUUUCUGCAAAACAAAUCUCAGUGAACAAGUCUUUAUUUCAGCACUCAAGUAUUAAUUGGAAUUAGAAUCACCUGAAUGUUAUAAAUUUGAAAUAAAAGAACAUUAUUAAGUUUUUAGUGUAGGAACAAUAUUAUAUAAAAUAUUCUUGCAAGUAAUUUUCGUAUUUUUCUUGACAUAUUCGUCGUUUUUCUUAUUUAUUUUGUGGAAA